AUAUUAUUUCAACAUGUAAUCAAUAUGAAAAUAUUAAUGAGAUAUUUUCUUUUUUUCAUGCUAAGCCUUCAAUAUCCAGUACGUAUUUUACUCUUACAGCCUAGCUCAGUUUGAGCCCCAUUUUAGAUCUCGUAGUCACAUGUGGCUGGUGGCUGCCAUAUUGGACAGCACAGACCUGGAGCUCAGAGCUGGGAGGCAGCGGUGGGGCAGGCUGGGCCUUCCCAGAGGGCGGGGAACUGCAGGGCCUGGAGGUGUGGGCAGAGAUGAGCACAGAAAGGCCUUGCAGAGGGAGGAGCCAGCACGACAGUGCCCUUUGCAGGUAUAAUUGGAAACCCCUGAUUGGUGGUAGCUGAGGUGUGGUGGGUCAUGGCGUGGCUUAGGUUCCAGUCCCAGACUCACAUGUGUCUCCAGGCUGACAUCCUAAGUCAGUGUACUAAGAAACCAUACAUGGGGGUAGAUAUCAAGGACGCCAAAAUGAGUACAUUGUUUCUUCCCCUGCCCCAAAUCCUGUCUUCUCAGCCUGAGAUUAAACCAGGCCCACCCUGGUCACCCUUUGGCUUUCCCCUGUUCAGAAGUUUUCUUGGGGAUGUGAUGAAGAUGGAGAGGGUGGCAGAGCUGUGGCCAAUGGCCAGCAGGGAGGGAGAGCUAAGGCAGUGGGCGCCCCUCAGGUCUCACAUUACCCUCACCGGCUUGGCUGUUGGUCCCAGUCCAGAGCAAUGAUGUUUAUUUAGCAAGGGUACACGUCAGGCCCUUGGGUUAAGUUAAAAAGAACCCGCCCACCAGCAUGGCCUGGGGAAGCAGCUCGUGUGUAAGACACCUCGGGGUGUCAGGUGACCCUGAGCCCUGCACAAGUCAGUGGUGUCACACUCCUGCUGUGGAAGAGCCGCUACUAACUGAGGCCAUGGAGGGGUUGCGGGGAGGGUAGGGAUGUCCAGUGCCCAGGAGCAGGGGGCUCUGUGCCAGGCAGGGCCACACAGAGCAGGGUCCUGCGAGAUGUUAGAUUCGGUUUGGGAUGGAGAAGGAGGAUGUGUGUUACAAGAGCCGUUUUCCUUCACCUGGCUGAAGGGCUGUCACCUAUGGGAUAAGGAUGCUGAUAACAGUGGGUAGCCCUCACACGGCUGUGAGGUAGAUCCUGUGAUUAUGGCAGGCAAGAAAAUGUGGCUCGGAGAGGCUAAGCAACUUCCCCAAGGUCACACAGCUAGUAAGUGGCAGAAGUGGGACGUGCUUUCAGGUCUGUUUGAGUCAAAUGCAAGCACUUGGACACCAGACUACCAUUUUCAGUGUACCUUCCUAGGGCAGGACCCAGGCGGAUGAGUUUCCAGAGGUCUGGCCUUUCUAACCAAGCAUGUUGUUCAACAGCAGAGUAGAAGCGAUGAGCUUCUACUGUGGCUCAUGUCUUCCCAGCCUCUACCCCCUGGGCUGCCCUUGGGAUGCUCAGCUAACCUCUCUGUCCUUUCUCUUUGUCUGUCCGUGUCUGUCUGUCUCCCUCUCUCUCUGCUUCUCUUUUUGGAGAGAGGUUUCCCUCUCUUCUCUUUCAUCCUCUGGAUGUGUGUCCCUCUGACUCUGGCCUUCACCUCCUGUCUGUCUGUUCAUCUUUUUUCUCUGUGCUUCUCUCUCCCUUCCUGUGCCUAUCCUGAUCUUUCCAUAGGACCCUCCAGUGGACAUGGGUGGGGCCCUGGGGCCAGCCCUGCUGCUCACCUCACUCCUUGGUGCCUGGGCAGGGCCGGGCCCAGGACAGCGUGAGCAGACUGUGACGGUGGCCGUGGUGUUUGGCAGCUCGGGACUGCCGCAGGCCCAGGCCCGUACCCGCCUCACCCCCCAGAGCUUCCUGGACCUGCCCCUGGAGAUCCAGCCGCUCACCGUGGGGGUCAACAACACCAACCCCAGCAGCCUCCUCACCCAGAUCUGCGGGCUCCUGGGCGCUGCUCACGUCCAUGGCAUCGUCUUUGAGGACAACGUGGGCACGGAGGCUGUGGCCCAGAUACUCGACUUCAUCUCCUCUCAGACCCACGUGCCCAUCCUCAGCAUCAGUGGGGGCUCUGCUGUGGUCCUCACCCCUAAGGAGCCGGGCUCCGCCUUCCUGCAGCUGGGCGUGUCCCUGGAGCAGCAGCUGCAGGUGCUGUUCAAGGUGCUGGAGGAGUACGACUGGAGCGCGUUCGCCGUGAUCACCAGCCUGCACCCGGGCCACGCGCUCUUCCUCGACGGCGUGCGCGCCGUGGCCGACGCCAGCUACGUGGGCUGGCGGCUGCUGGACGUGCUCACGCUGGAGCUGGGCCCGGGCGGGCCGCGCGCGCGCACGCAGCGCCUGUUGCGCCAGGUCGACGCCCCAGUGCUGGUGGCCUACUGCUCGCGCGAGGAGGCCGAGGUGCUCUUCGCCGAGGCGGCGCAGGCCGGCCUGGUGGGGCCUGGACACGUGUGGCUGGUGCCCAACCUGGCGCUGGGCAGCACCGACGCGCCCCCUGCCUCUUUCCCCGUGGGCCUCAUCAGCGUCGUCACCGAGAGCUGGCGCCUGAGCCUGCGCCAGAAGGUCCGCGACGGCGUGGCCAUCCUGGCCCUGGGUGCCCACGGCUACCGGCGCCAGCAUGGCGCCCUGCCUGCUCCCGCUGGGGACUGCCGCAGCCACCCCGGGCCUGUCAGCGCUGCCCGGGAGGCCUUCUACAGGCAUCUCCUGAAUGUCACCUGGGAGGGCCGAGACUUCUCUUUCAGCCCUGGUGGGUACCUGGCCCAGCCCACCAUGGUUGUGAUCGCCCUCAACCGGCACCGCCUCUGGGAGAUGGUGGGGCGCUGGGACCAUGGCAUCCUCCACAUGAAAUACCCAGUGUGGCCUCGCUACAGUGCCUCCCUGCAGCCCGUGGUGGACAGCCGGCACCUGACAGUGGCCACACUAGAAGAGCGGCCCUUUGUCAUUGUGGAGAGCCCUGACCCUGGCUCAGGCAGCUGUGUGCCCAAUACUGUGCCCUGUCGCAGGCAGAGCAACCACACCUUCAGCAGUGGUGACGCAGCCCCCUACACCAAGCUUUGCUGUAAGGGCUUCUGCAUCGACAUCCUCAAGAAGCUGGCCAGGGUGGUCAAGUUCUCUUACGACCUGUACCUGGUGACCAACGGCAAACAUGGCAAGAGAGUGCGUGGUGUGUGGAACGGCAUGAUCGGGGAGGUGUACUACAAGCGGGCAGACAUGGCCAUCGGCUCCCUCACCAUCAACGAGGAGCGCUCUGAGAUUGUAGACUUCUCCGUGCCCUUCGUGGAGACGGGCAUCAGUGUGAUGGUGGCUCGGAGCAACGGCACCGUCUCCCCCUCGGCCUUCCUGGAGCCCUACAGCCCCUCGGUGUGGGUGAUGAUGUUCGUCAUGUGUCUCACUGUCGUGGCCAUAACCGUCUUCAUGUUUGAGUACUUCAGCCCUGUCAGCUACAACCAGAACCUCACCAGCGGCAAGAAGUCUGGGGGCCCGUCCUUCACCAUCGGCAAGUCCGUGUGGCUGCUGUGGGCACUGGUGUUCAACAACUCAGUGCCUAUCGAGAACCCCCGGGGUACCACCAGCAAGAUCAUGGUCCUGGUCUGGGCCUUCUUUGCCGUCAUCUUCCUCGCCAGCUACACGGCCAACUUGGCUGCUUUCAUGAUCCAGGAGCAGUACAUCGACACUGUGUCCGGCCUCAGUGACAAGAAGUUCCAGCGGCCUCAAGAUCAGUACCCGCCGUUCCGCUUCGGCACAGUGCCCAACGGCAGCACCGAGCGGAACAUCCGCAGCAAUUACCGCGACAUGCACACUCACAUGGUCAAGUUCAACCAGCGCUCAGUGGAAGACGCACUCACCAGCCUCAAGAUGGGGAAGCUGGACGCCUUCAUCUAUGACGCUGCUGUCCUCAACUACAUGGCGGGCAAGGAUGAGGGCUGCAAGCUGGUCACCAUUGGCUCUGGCAAGGUCUUUGCUACCACCGGCUACGGCAUUGCCAUGCAGAAGGACUCCCACUGGAAGCGGGCCAUUGACCUGGCGCUCCUGCAGUUCGUGGGGGACGGGGAGACACAGAAGCUGGAGACAGUGUGGCUCUCGGGGAUCUGCCAGAACGAGAAGAACGAGGUGAUGAGCAGCAAGCUGGACAUCGACAACAUGGCUGGCGUCUUCUACAUGCUGCUCGUGGCCAUGGGGCUAGCGCUGCUGGUCUUCGCCUGGGAGCACCUGGUCUACUGGAAGCUGCGCCACUCGGUGCCCAACACGUCCCACCUGGACUUCCUGCUGGCCUUCAGCAGGGGCAUCUACAGCUGCUUUAGCGGCGUGCAGAGCCUGGCCAGCCCCGCGCGGCCGCCCAGCCCGGACCUCACGGCCGACUCGGCCCAGGCCAGCGUGCUCAAGAUGCUGCAGGCGGCGCGCGACAUGGUGGCCACAGCGGGCGUGAGCAGUUCCCUGGACCGCGCCACGCGCACCAUCGAGAGCUGGGGCGGCGGCCGCCGUGCGCCCCCGCCGCCCGCCUGUCCCGGCCCGCGGCCGCCCACCCCUGGGCCGCCCCCAGAGCCCAGUCCCACGGGCUGGGGGCCGCCGGGCGGGGACCGCGCCGCACAGGGGCACAGGGCCCCGCAGCCCCCGGGCCGUCCCCCGACGCCCGGGCCGCCCCUGCCUGACGUCUCCCGGGUGCCGGGCCGGCGGGCCUGGGAGGCGCGGUGGCCAGUGCGGGCCCGGCGCGGAGGGUGGCACAUCUCGGCCUCCGAGCGACGCGCGCUCCCGGACCGCCCUCUGUCGCCCGAGCACUGCCACUACAGCUCCUUCCCUCGAGCCGACCGGUCCGGGCGCCCCUUCCUUCCGCUCUUCCCGGAGCCCCCGGAGCCCGAGGACCUGCCGCUGCUCGGGCCAGAGCAGCUGGCCCGGCGGGAGGCCCUGCUGCACGCGGCCUGGACCCAAGGCCCGCGGCCGCGCCACGCUUCCUUGCCCAGCUCGGUGGCCGAAGCCUUCGCCCGGCCCAGCUCACCGCCCGCCGGGUGUGUCCACCGGGCCUGCGGGCGCUUGGCGCAGGCGCAGUCGAUGCGGCUGCCGACCUACCGGGAGGCCUGCCAGGACGGCGUGUGGGUAGGGGUCCCCGCCUGGCCGCACAGACAGCACGCCUGCCUCCACGCCCAUGCCCACCUGCCGCUUUGCUGGAGGGCUGUCUGCCCUCACCUCCCACCCUGUGCCAGCCACAGCCCCUGGCUCGCUGGGGCAUGGGGGCCUCCCGGGCACAGGAGCAGGACCAUGGGGCUGAGCACAGGCUACAGGGACAGUGGGGAGCUGGAAGAGGUCAGCAGGGUGACCUGUGGGACCCAUGCCUUCCAGGGACCUUGCACCUGGAGGCGGAUCUCCAGCUUGGAGUCAGAAGUGUGAGGGGUCAGCUGCUCUGGUUUCUGGUCAGCUGGAUUCUCCGCCUGGCACUGCCAGGGUUAGGGGGUAGGUGGGCUUGGGUUUUUUUGGCUUCUGCCAUGAAAUCCCGCCCUUGGGACCCCAGUGUCAGAUGAUAUCUUCCAUGGUCAGUUCAGUCACCUCAGCAGCCUGGGGUCCUGAUGUGGGCUAGGUUCUUGCUGUCCCAUAAUCAUGCAAAGCCCUUCCCACUGGGCCUGGAGUCCUGGGGAGCAGUGGGUCUCCCUGCUCUGUUGUUAGCCAGUUCCUGGUCAUGGCUGCUGGGGGCUUGGUGUGGAAGCAUGGAGGCUGGUACUCAGGGUUGGGGCAGGGCUGUCCCACUCCUUGCUCCGUCCUGCUGGAGUUCCUUCUCCUCAGAGUGCUGGGACAUUAAACAAACCUUUUACAACUCA
This is a messenger RNA of Equus quagga, 5772 nucleotides long. RefSeq names its product glutamate ionotropic receptor NMDA type subunit 2C (gene GRIN2C). Bases 1664 to 5347 code for a protein of 1227 amino acids. Gene Ontology annotation, molecular function: NMDA glutamate receptor activity; transmitter-gated monoatomic ion channel activity involved in regulation of postsynaptic membrane potential. The record is from RefSeq and is a predicted model, not a curated record. Lineage: Eukaryota; Metazoa; Chordata; Mammalia; Perissodactyla; Equidae. Gene Ontology annotation, cellular component: postsynaptic density membrane; plasma membrane; NMDA selective glutamate receptor complex. Gene Ontology annotation, biological process: excitatory postsynaptic potential; monoatomic ion transport; long-term synaptic potentiation. The transcript has 12 exons.